AUGCCGCCUGCACACUGCGAGCUCCCCACGCACUGCCCAGCUCCAGGGGUCUCAUGGGCACUGCUGGUGGCCCCACGGUGGUCCCACAGUGGCCCCAUAGGCUUCGUGGCGGCGGGUCCCCGGCGGCGGCGGUGUCAUCGUCCCCUCGGCCCCGGCGUCCCCGCCCCACGGUUCCCUCCCCCCGCAGCCGACCUGUUCGAGCGGACGGCGGCGGAGCUGGCGCAGCAGGGCCUGGGCUGCGAGUGCCUGGGGGGCGGCCGCCUCUCCCACCGCCCCGAGGAGAGGAAGAUCCACGUCUACGGGUACUCGGUGGGCUUUGGGCGAGCGGACCACUCCGUGACCACGGAGAAGCUGAAAGCCAAGUAUCCAGACUACGAGAUCACCUGGGCGGAUGAAGGCUACUGACUCGCUCCAGCUGGGCAACAGCAUUGGCGCCAGCCUGGAGCUGGCGUGGCCAGAUCUGGCGGUGGCAGUGGGCUCCCCGUGCUUGACAGCACUCUGGGCUCUCCUGGUUUUUGUUUGUGUUGAACUCACCCAUUCUCCACCAUCACCAGACUUCCCACGCGCUGUGGGUACUCCCUACCUCCCCAGCACAGUGCGGCAAAGCUUUGGUGAAGCUGGUGGGUGCUCCGCCCUGGCCCCCCUGGUGGUGAGGGGGGUUUGUCCCACAUGUGUAUGUGAGAAUUAAACACAUUGGGGAGCACA
This is a messenger RNA of Calidris pugnax (ruff), 705 nucleotides long. RefSeq names its product phosphohistidine phosphatase 1 (gene PHPT1). Gene Ontology annotation, cellular component: cytosol. Gene Ontology annotation, biological process: peptidyl-histidine dephosphorylation. The transcript has 3 exons. Bases 1 to 405 code for a protein of 134 amino acids. NCBI's taxonomy places the organism in Eukaryota, Metazoa, Chordata, Aves, Charadriiformes, Scolopacidae. The record is from RefSeq and is a predicted model, not a curated record. Gene Ontology annotation, molecular function: protein histidine phosphatase activity.